CGUCACGCACCAUAACAGAAUCCAAAGUGGAGGCUCGUCAAAAGUUGUGACUGGAGCUGCUUGAGGGCAGUUCACUAACAUUUACAGAAUCGCAUUCCUGCUGCUAUGCUGCAGUGCUGCAAUCGACUUAUCUCUUUUACCUGUUGAGUGUGUGCCGUGUAAGUACGCGGAUUCGAACUCCGGUUAGUUUCGCAUUAGGCCAGUACUUCUUGUAUUUAUUAUUGGCAGGUUUUGAAAAAAUGUUUCUUUAUGUAAACUGUUGAACGUGAGGGUUUUAACCACAGUUCAGUGAUAAGAAUAAGGUAUUUAAGGUAGUUGCUUGUGCUGUUGCGGUGCGUUUUGUAUUGACAUGCGAAUUUGGGGAGCCUGAAAGAAGCCAGUGGCCAGUUUCUUGCAACUAUUUCGCGAAGACAGGACGUUGACCACCGACAAAAUGAAGAUGCCCAAAAAGUAUACACUGAAUAAAAUGGCAGAUAGUGGCCAAGCAAAAACCUUUCCCCAGUACAUUGCGGCAUUGUCCGUAUGUCUGGGAGCUGUAGCAGCUGGUGCUGUAUUGGGCUGGACAUCAAACAUUUCGAAAGACCUACAGAAGGGAGGAUUAAAUGACCUUGUCAUAAGCGAUGACCAAUUAGGAUGGAUUGGUUCCUUUGUGACUCUAGGAGCUUUGCUGAUGUGUUUUCCAAUCGGCUACAUUUGCGAUUUAAUCGGAAGAAAAUGGGGAUGUCUUCUAACACUCAUACCAUUUACAGUUGGCUGGCUUUUAGUGAUAUUUUCUUCCAGUGUCAGUGUAAUUUACGUCGGAAGAUUUUUGACAGGUUUAGCAGGAGGAUCUUUCUGUGUAGCUGCUCCCAUAUACACUGCGGAAAUUGCACAAGCCAGUAUAAGAGGAGCCCUAGGAAGCUAUUUCCAGUUACUCUUGACAGUUGGAAUUCUCAUAGUUUAUGUUGGUGGAGCUUGGAUGCAUCCAAAGGACCUUGCUAUACUCUCUGCCGUGAUACCAAUCGUUUUUGCAGUAGUCUUCUUCUUUCAACCUGAAACACCUAUCUAUUUAAUGAAGAAAAAUCGACCAGAGGAAGCCAAAAAGGCGUUGCAACGAUUACGUGGAAACGCAUACGAUUGCGAUGCGGAACUAAAAGAAAUACAACUGAGCUUUGAACAGGGCUCAUCAGAAAAAUCUUUCAUGACAGUUCUAAAAACUAAAGCUGCCAUUAAGGCUUGCUUGAUUACGUUUAGCCUUAUGUUUUUCCAGCAAAUGAGCGGUAUCAACGCUGUUAUUUUUUACACUGGAAAGAUAUUUGAAGCUUCUGGUUCAAGUUUGGAUCCUGCCGUAGGAACCAUAAUUGUAGGAAUUCUUCAAACGUCAGCAACAUUUGGAUCAUCUUUGAUUGUCGAUAAGUUUGGACGAAAGAUUUUAUUAUUGAUUUCUAUUGCGUUUAUGGGACUUUCUGAGUUUGUUCUGGGGCUGUUCUUUACAUUUAAAGAGAGAAGUGUCUUAGAUGACGAUCAGCUUAAAGCCAUUGGAUUCUUACCGAUUAUCUGUUUAGGUAUUUACAUUGUAAUGUUUUCAGUUGGUUUUGGACCGAUUCCAUGGAUGAUCUCUGCCGAAUUAAUGCCUGAAGAGGUUAAGUCUACGAUGGUUUCAGCUGCAGCUACCUUCAAUUGGUUUUUGGCGUUCAUAGUGACCAAAUUUUAUGUAAAUCUAAAGACAAGUAUAGGAGGGGAUGUGACGUUUUAUAUUUUCUCUGGUAUAUGUAUUGGUGGAGCAGCUUUCGUGUUGUUCUGCGUACCAGAGACCAAAGGCAAGUCUGUUGCUGAAGUCCAGGCUCUUCUUAGCGGUGAUAAGACGGCCCCAGUUUCAAACGAAAAAGAGGGUAUUGAUAAUCCUACAUUCGAUAAAAACUAGGUUAGGUUUUAAUAUUUGUACCUGAAUUUUGUACUAGAAAAAUUUUAAUUACUGACUUUCUUCAACAUUUUUGUUAUCUCGUAUAUUAUUUUUCCCAAACAAACUGUAGAAUAAUAUAACAAAUAGUAUUUGUCUAUUUUUUAACAAAAAUCUUAGGCUGUAAGUGUACAGUUGAUGGUAUUUUCUUAAAGAGGACUACAUAAUUUGGACUGUAAAUAUUUUAUGAUUUUACGACCUCUUAAAGACAGUAUUAUCAUUUAUACAAUGUGAGCGUUUUGGUUGGAAAUUUUAAAAUAUCUACAUUAGGUUAGGUUAUGUUAGACAUUUAUUUUCAAUAAUCAUUAUAAUAAUGACGUAAUAAUGAUAUGAUGAUGCCAUCCAAUAUUUUUAUUAAUAGCCCAUUUCAUCAUCUGACGAGCGCAUGCGCAGCCGCCAUGCUUUUCCCGCAUUAAGGGUAUGUUGAACAUAACCAUGUUGGGUGCUGUAUUCUUUGGUCAUAUACACAUGUUCAACAAAUUUCUCUUAAUUUUUUGAUAACAAUUUCCGGACUGCAAAUCAAAACUUCAAGUACCUUUUAGGGCAAAUAUGUAAUUGUCAUUAUAACCAAACUGUAGCUAAUCCCAUAUAAACAUAACAUUUAAAUUAUAAAUGUUCUAAAUUUAUUUUUAAUAUUUAUAAUAAUUAAUAUACCUAGUUUUUUUUUUUGGAGUUGUAUGACUACGGGUCCUUCAAAGCUCAUUCGCCGAUUCACCAAUUUUGCUCAUAUAUAGUUAGUUGAUUUUUUUGUUAAUUAGUCAUAAUUAAUUCCUAAAUAUCUUAUUUUUAAACUAUAACUUUCUGCAUAUCAGUAACUAGUAAGUUUGGAGAAUAAGAAAAAACAAUUGAAUGACGUUAUCACUGCAAACAUUAUUGAAAAUAAAAGUAAAUUUAUAUUUUAAAAUUUGACGCGUUUCAGCGUCACGUUUGAAGCUUAUGUCAACUGAAUACUUUAAAGUUUCCAACCUAAAUACCCACACUGUAUAUAGUUCCACAUAUAUUUUAUUGUAUUUUAAAUAUGUUUAUGUAUGCCAUGUUUGAUAUUAUUCAUUGCUUAAUUUAUUAUUUUAUUUAUAAAGAUUAAAGAUAAAAAAGUGA
This is a messenger RNA of Diabrotica virgifera virgifera (western corn rootworm), 3037 nucleotides long. Its product is annotated as facilitated trehalose transporter Tret1. Gene Ontology annotation, cellular component: membrane. Gene Ontology annotation, molecular function: sugar transmembrane transporter activity. Gene Ontology annotation, biological process: transmembrane transport; carbohydrate transport. Lineage: Eukaryota; Metazoa; Arthropoda; Insecta; Coleoptera; Chrysomelidae. The transcript is spliced from 4 exons. Bases 434 to 1903 code for a protein of 489 amino acids. The record is from RefSeq and is a predicted model, not a curated record.